Messenger RNA from Cavenderia fasciculata, 1059 nucleotides. RefSeq lists its product as uncharacterized. The record is from RefSeq and is a predicted model, not a curated record. The transcript has 3 exons. Gene Ontology annotation, molecular function: actin filament binding. Gene Ontology annotation, biological process: regulation of actin filament polymerization. Bases 1 to 1059 code for a protein of 352 amino acids. NCBI's taxonomy places the organism in Eukaryota, Evosea, Eumycetozoa, Acytosteliales, Cavenderiaceae. Gene Ontology annotation, cellular component: cortical actin cytoskeleton; actin filament; plasma membrane.
AUGACAAACAAAUUAGUGAGCAAUUCACUUGAUCUGAGAAAACAAUAUGCAAACGAUGCUGAAGACGAUGAUUGGGAUACUGAUUCCGAUUUUGUUAAUACAAAUAAUAUCGAUAAUUCAAAACAAACCAAAGUAAAUGAGCCAGUAGGUGUUAGAGCAAGUGUAAUUGGUAGAGAUUUACUUCAAAAGAAUGCACCUGCAGACAAAGUACCUGUACAAGCAUCAAAAUCAACAACACAAUCACUACCUAAAUUCCAUGCAUACUAUGGUGGAGGUGAUGGUGGCGCCGCUGCACCACCUCAACAAUCUUCAAAGCCAGCACCAUCUAAACCAGCACCAAAACCAGCAGCAGCAGCAGCAGCACCAUCUACCACCUCUUCUUAUUCUUCACCAGCACCAGCAGCUAAACCAACACCAGUUGCUGUACCUAUUUCACAACCAGUAAAACCACCUCCAGUAGCUGCCAAAUUCACUCAACCAACUCCACCACCAGUCAAAGCUGCAGCAGCAACCCCUCCACCAAAGGUGGCUCCCAAACCAAUCGUGUCAAAGUUUGUUCAAGAAGACUACAAACCAGAGCCAACCCCUGCUCCAGUGCCUGUCAAAAAAGCACCACCUCCACCUCCAAAACGUAGUGCAGAACCAGAACCAGAACCAGAAACAUAUGACGAUCAACAAAGCUAUGAUCAACAGGGUUAUGAUCAACAAGGCUAUGACCAACAAGGUUAUGACGAUCAACAAAGCUAUGACCAAGGAUAUGAUCAACAGGGUUAUGAUCAACAAGGGUAUGACCAACAAGGUUAUGACGACCAACAAGGCUAUGACCAACAAGGUUAUGACCAACAGGGUUACGACCAAGGAUAUGAUGACCAAGCAGCAGCCUCUUAUCCACAAGCCGAAGCACUAUAUGAUUACGCAGCUCAACAACCAGAUGAUUUAUCAUUCUAUGCAGGUGACAUUAUCAAUAUCUAUGAUAGUAGUGAUGCAGGAGGUUGGUGGUAUGGUGAAUGUCAAGGCCAAACUGGUAAUUUCCCUUCAUCAUAUGUCAAACUACUCUAA